This is a messenger RNA of Neltuma alba, 803 nucleotides long. RefSeq names its product 40S ribosomal protein S15. Gene Ontology annotation, molecular function: structural constituent of ribosome; RNA binding. Gene Ontology annotation, biological process: ribosomal small subunit assembly; translation. Bases 61 to 516 code for a protein of 151 amino acids. Lineage: Eukaryota; Viridiplantae; Streptophyta; Magnoliopsida; Fabales; Fabaceae. Gene Ontology annotation, cellular component: cytosolic small ribosomal subunit; ribosome. The transcript has 4 exons. The record is from RefSeq and is a predicted model, not a curated record.
AACCCUAGAGCGACCAGCAUACAUAUCAGCGCCUCAAUCCUCUCGUCUCUGUUUGCAGCCAUGGCGGAUGUUGAAAAAGAGGUCGCACCAGGGCAGCCGAAGAAGAGAACAUUCAAGAAGUUCAGUUUCAGAGGAGUUGAUCUGGAUGCACUCUUGGACAUGUCUACUGACGAGCUUGUAAAGCUCUUUCAUGCUCGUGCUCGUAGAAGGUUUCAACGCGGUUUGAAACGUAAGCCUAUGGCAUUGAUAAAGAAGCUUCGCAAGGCGAAACGGGAGGCCCCACCCGGUGAAAAGCCAGAGCCAGUAAGGACUCACCUUCGCAACAUGAUAAUUGUACCCGAAAUGAUUGGCAGCAUUAUUGGUGUCUACAAUGGGAAGACCUUCAAUCAAGUUGAAAUCAAACCUGAAAUGAUCGGUCACUAUCUUGCUGAAUUCUCAAUCAGUUACAAGCCUGUUAAGCAUGGGAGGCCCGGUAUUGGUGCUACUCACUCCUCAAGGUUCAUUCCUCUUAAAUGAAGAGUACAAGCUCGUCUCUUUUCUAGUUAUGGGUGUACCUUUCAUUUGCUGUGCCAAACUAUUUAUAUAGUUUCUAGAUGAUAUUGCAAUGCUUUUUCUGAUAUCGCUGAACUAGGCAUGGAUGUUGUUUCCAUAAAAAAAUUAGUGAGCUUUGUUAUUUCUUAUCCUCUUCAUCGGAGUUAAGAUGUAUUGGAAAAUGUUUGGUUUAUUGGAGUAGAAAACAAAACAAAAUUUAACUGCUUUUAAUGGAGUACCAGUUUUCAAUAAUUUGAACGUGUUAAAGGUUA